GUAACCCCGCCCCUUCCUCUGUCCGUAAGCCCCCGUUCCUUCCUUUUGGUACGCUCCAAGAUGGUUGCCUCCAUGGUGCGGUGCGGGAUUCUCCUGGCGCGGCAAGUGGUUCCGUCUCAGCUCUUCCCUGCAGGUAAAAGAUGCCUGCUUUCUGCCGCCUAUGUAGACAGCCACAAAUGGGAAGCAAGAGAAAAAGAACAUUGCCAUCUUGCUGAUCUCGCAUCUUUAAUGGAUAAAACAUUUCAGAGAAAGUUGCCUGUUAGUUCUUUAACAAUAUCACGGUUUGUAGACAACAUUUCUUCUCGGGAAGAGAUAGAUCAUGCAGAGUAUUACCUUUACAAAUUUCGACACAGCCCCAACAGCUGGUACCUGAGAAACUGGACUGUCCACACCUGGAUUAGGCAGUGUCUAAAAUACGAUGCACAAGACAAAGCCUUAUAUACCCUUGUAAAUAAGGUUCAAUAUGGAAUUUUUCCAGAUAACUUUACAUUCAAUUUACUGAUAGAUUCCUUCAUAAAGAAAGAAAAUUACAAAGAUGCUUUAUCUGUGGUUUUUGAGGUCAUGAUGCAAGAAGCCUUUGAAGUGCCUUCCACCCAACUUCUCUCCCUAUAUGUUUUGUUUCAUUGCCUGGCAAAGAAGACAGACUUCAGCUGGGAAGAGGAGAGGAACUUCGGUGCAUCCCUAUUGCUUCCAGGUCUGAAACAGAAAAACUCAGUGGGUUUCAGUUCCCAGUUAUAUGGCUAUGCACUUCUUGGGAAGGUGGAAUUGCAGCAAGGGCUACGAGCUGUGUACCACAACAUGCCUCUGAUAUGGAAGCCAGGCUACCUUGACAGAGCCCUUCAAGUGAUGGAGAAAGUAGCUGCCUCUCCGGAAGACAUAAAGCUGUGUAGAGAAGCGCUCGAUGUGCUGGAUGCUGUGCUAAAGGCUCUGACUUCUCCAGCUGAUGGGGCUUCAGAGGAACAGUCCCAAAAAGGUGAAGACAACCAGGAGUCAGAAAAACUGGUGGAGCAGUUAGACAUUGAGGAAACAGAACAGUCCAAACUUCCUCAAUACCUGGAACGAUUUAAGGCCUUACAUUCGAAGCUUCAGGCUCUGGGCAAAAUUGAGUCAGAAAGUCUUUUAAGUGUGACCACGCAGCUUGUGAAGGAAAAACUCUCCACCUGUGAAGCAGAGGACAUCGCCACCUAUGAGCAGCAACUGCAGCGGUGGCAUCUAGACCGUGUACACUUGAUCCAGAGAGAGCAAGAACAGAGGGAGAAAGCAAAACAGGAGUUCCAGGCUCGGAAAGCAGCAAAGGCAUCUGCCUAAGAGGGUCCCCCAGGGCCCAACCCCUCCCACAGAACUUCACUCGACCCCAUGCCAGGACUCAGCAGUGGCCUGCACAGCAGCCUCAGCUUCCUCUACCCACCUUCUCCUUUUCUUAAAGCAGGCUAUGUGCUCUACAUGGCAAGGCACCAUGACUCCCCACUGAGAUGCCAAGAAGGGUACUGUGGAAUGAGGCAGGUGGCUCGUGGUCAGACUGAAGUCACCGACCAAAUACUUUUAGGAGGGCUCUUGAGGUUCAUGAUGGAGUUCCUGGGGCACAGGGAUUAGUUUUGAGCAUUAAAGUUCCUAAGACCCAGUGAAGGUACUGGGAGAAACCAAGGCUAAAGAGUCAGGUCUAAAGCACAGGCUUUUGUUUUUGGGGUUUUUGUUUUUUGAGACGGAGUCUUGCUCUGUCACUCAGGCUAGAGUGCCGUGGUGCAAUCUCGGCUUACUGCAGCCUUCGACUCCCGGGUUAAAGCAAUUCUCCUGCCUCAGCCUCCUGAGUAGGUGGGAUUACAGGUGUGUGCCACCACAGCCAGCUAAUUUUUUUAUUUUUAGCAGAGAUGGAGUUUCACCAUGGUCUCAAACUCCUGACCUCAAGUGAUCUGCCCGCCUCGGCCUCCCAAAGUGCUGGGAUUACAAGCGUGAGCCACUGUACCCAGCCAAACACAGGCUGUUGAAUAGUCUCCCUCUCCCCAGCCCAGGCACAUGAGGCCAAGGUGAACUGUGCAUCCUGAGACCUUGUGUCCCUGGAGUCUUCUUUCUGCCACAUCUCGCCCUUCUGGACCUGCACUGGGGAAAUUCAGGACAGGAGUGAACUCAAGGCCAUGAACCAAGUGGAUUUCAAUUUUUAGGCCCCCACAGGGACAUUUUUAGGAUGUAAGAGUUUGAGCAGAGAGUCGGCUCUAGCAUGAAGCCUUUUUAGCUUGCCUUUGCCAUCGUGUUGGGGUAACUUUUUUUUCCCAACUUAUUUUUUCCAAAACAUUGUCUCAACUCCUUUAUCAACUAGGUAAAAAUGAGCCUUUUGUGUACACACAGGCACAUGUGCACACAUACAGCUUGUGAACACACAUUUACACAUUUCUGUUAAAGAAGUUAGAAAGUGAGAGAUGGAACUUGAAGUGCAUAGAAGGUAUGAAUAUUGUAAAACUGUCAGGAGACGGAAAAUGCCUUUUUGAGGUUUCUUCUGUGAAAGGGUUCAGGGCAGAUUUUGCUUACUGCGUAGCGUUGCUUUUAGGUAUAGUGGUAUAAUUUUAUUCAAGAUUGUGCCCUUUGAUGAAAAACCUCUGGAAAUAAAUGUUCUGGGAUUAUGUUGGUGGAUUCUUUAUCUUUAGGGGAAGGGAGGAAGGAGAGAGGGACUCAUCAGUAUUGUUACUAAGAUUUUGAGGAGUAUGUUUUCAACCCUCCUCCAUUAGACUGUGGGAUUUAUUAUAAUAAUGGUAGCUACCACCACUAAUAUUUAUUAAGGUCUUAACUGUAGGCCAAAAACCCAAGCAGCCCUAUGAGGGAGGUAGCAGUGUCCCUAUUUUAUAUAACUAAGCAACUCUCCUGCUGCUCAUCUCACUGCCUGUGGCCUCUGUGUAGAGCUGCAGUCAGGAGCCAACACAGGGCCCUUUAGGCAGCAAAGCUGCAGAGUCUUAGGCAGAGGGCUGUGACCAAAAGUCAGUACCGACGUUUUGGUUUACCAACGGGGGCUUUUUCAGCCACUCCCUCAUGACAUUCAAGACAAAUCAAAAGGCAACUUUUGCUCAGUAAUGACUGUCACAACAUGAAAUAUCUGGUUAAGGCUUUGGCUCAUCAUUUUGCCUUCAUUUUUCCUCCCCCUCCAGCCCCAACGUUUACUCCCAGACUUUACCAAAAGAGACCUCUUCUGCACUGUACUGUGGUCACACAGGAAUUCCCAUGUUCCCUGCUCCUUAGGAUUCCUUCCACACUUGUGCCCCAUUUCUGAGGACUCUUAGAGUCUUUCCCCUCCAAAUCUUCUGCCCUUUCCCCGUGUCCUUAUCUCCUGAGCUAUAGGAUAUUAUCUCACCUUUCUUCACAACUAGCACUUCCCAAUACAGUUGUCCUUUGUCCCCUUCCCUCACGUCAUCUUCCAUAUUCUUCCAUGCGGCCUCUGCAGCUGACCUGCUGUAGUCACAGGCAAACCUCCAGCCUCAUGUCAUGAAUCCAAGAUCUUAGACCCUGAAGUCCCCACUCUCUCGAUCUUGUCUCGUACCAUGACUGCUGCUGAACCAGCUUGCCCUGUAACUUCCUUCCUGUUAACCCUUUACCCUAUCCCUCCAACUCUUGAUCUCCAGAAUUUGCUUCUCCCAGUGUAGGCCCCAUGGUCAGUCACUCCCCUGAUGUUCUCAUUAGCAGCUUCAUUUUCUCUCACUCCCUUUAUCCACGCUCACUUAUCAGCCUUGGACCUACACCCUUGCACCCAUCUGCUACAGGUAGAACUGUGUUUCCUAAAAAAGGUAAAUUGUAUCCCUAAUCCCCAGUCCCUUAGAAUCUGACCUUAGUUGGAAAUAAGUUCUUUUAUUGAGGUAAUCAAAUUUAAAAUGAGAUCAUCAGGGUCAGUCUGAUUUAACUUGGUGGUUUUUUUUUUUUAAAAGGGAAGUUUGCACACACAGACACAGAGGGAAGGAAGAUGAGCCUGUGACUCUACAGGCCAAGGUAUGCCAAGGCUUGCCAGCAAACACCGGAAGUUAGAAGUGGUAAGGACGAUUCUCCCCUAGAGCCAUCAGAGAAGGCUUGGUCCUGCAGACACCAUCAUUUCUGAGUUCUUGCCUUCAGAACUGUUAUUUUAAGCCAAACUUUUUUGGUAGUUUGCUAUCUCGGCCCUAGGAAACUGAUAACACCACCAUUCAUUUUCUGUUUGAUUCUGACUUACUAAGUGUUGAUAUAUAAAGUCAUAAUAUUUGGCUGAUUAGAUUCUUCUACAGAAUUAAGGCUGUUCUCUUCAACUCAGUAGUCCUUCCUUUAAUUGACUUUUAUUUUUACUUCCAUAGCUUUUAUAUUCUACAUUAGCUUGAAGCCCUGCCCUCAGAACUACAAGCAGAUGUUCUCUCCAUCAUCCUUCCUACUUUCAAAUAAUAGGUAUCCCCACCUCCUUUCCAAGACUCUUCAUUUGUGACCUUAGCCCAUACCUGCCCACCUGUUCUACACCCUUGUAGCAUCUCUGUUGAUUUCUUCUUCUAAGUCUACAGUCUUAUUCAAGACCUUAUUCAAGGCUUUUUAACAACAAAAAGGCAUUUACCCUGCCAUCAGUCAAGCUGUUAUGCUAUGUCUUCUUCUUUACGUCUCCAAACUUCUUGAAAGGGUGUCUACACUUACUGGCUCAUUGCUCAGCUUCACCACGCUGCUACACAGCAUGAUCGUCAACUACAGUGAUAUUUUUCCCCCCCUUUUAAAUGCUCUGCUCCAUUUGGUGCCACUGACCACCCCUUAGAAGCUUGCUGUCUGUAGCAGCCAUACUGUUUGUUCCAGCACUGCUUUUGCAAGCUCUCAAGUGUUUGGCAUAUACUCUGUACAAAGCACUAUACUAAGUGCUAUGGAGUUUACCAGGAUGAAUAAACUGUAGAUUCCACCCUUAAGUAACUUAGAUUCUAGUGAGGCUAGCACAUUCACACCUGUCAACACAGAGCUGAAAGGUGUCGUCAUACAAACAGUUAAUGCAUGUGGGAGUUCACAGGAAGAUCACUUUAAGCCCAGAGAUGGGAAGAGCUCUAAUGAAGGGAAGUAAUUGCCUGCUUUGUGCAUUAAUUAGUUACAUAUGAGUGCCUCAAGCUGCCCUGGGGUCCUCUUUUUUACAGAGGCUUAUGCAGUGUAUUCAUGAGAAAAUAUUUUAAAUUAAGCAAAAAUGAACAAUUCAGAUUAAACUUGUUUUGGCCCACAUCCCAUACUUACCUUGGCCAUAAAAAGGAAGAAAAAGGCAAAGUGGUAAAAAGAAGAGAGGAAAGAAAAAUGAUGAGGUACUAUCCUCCCCUUGGGUUGCCUUGGCACCCGACCUUGGUUUUUGUUUUCCAACCUUCUUGUUGGCUGUGGAAUCAGACAGGUGUGUGAGAAGAUUGGUUUAGAUUCUACAAGACGUAGUCAGAGGCCUUGAAAGUAAGUUGAUAUGCCAGACACAGUGGCUCACGUCCGUAAUCCCAGUACUUUGGGAGGCCAGGCAGAAGGAUUGCUUGAGGUCAGGAGUUCGAGACCAGCCUGGCUAACAUAGCAAAACCCCAUCUCUACUAAAAAUACAAAAAUUAGCUGGGCAUAGUGGUGGGCACCUGUAAUCCCAGCUACUCGGGAGGCUGAGGCAGGAGAAUCCAUUGAAAAGGAGGCGGAGUUUGCGGUGAGCUGAGAUUGAGCCACUGCACUCCAGUCUGGGCAACAGCAAGACUCCAAAAAAGUUGAUUAAAACCUUUUUGUCACACUGAAAACAAUUAGCUUUGACAUUCUUUGUUGUCUUUGCGUGUCUUCCCUGGAAAUAUACUGCAGCAUUCUGUUUUUCUCUUUUUGCUGCAGCUUAUCUGAUGACCUUUGGGAAACCCUCUUUUUUUAACCACUGAGGAGAGGAAAAAAUAGCAGCUGUGGUGGAAGAAAGAACUUAGAAUUAGGUAUGAAAAACAUUUCUAGAAGCUCAUUGUGUCCCUUAGGCCCCCCAGGAAGCAGAUCAGCAUCAGAGUCAGAAGUAGCAGUGAAAGCAGUUUUGAGGGGGAUAAAGCCUGUGAAAAAUGAAUGGAGGUGGAAUUAGGAUUGGGUGGGGAAAGCCUUCAGGUGGAGGUCUUACAUCUGCAAAAGGAAAGAGAGGAGGAAGCGCCAUCGCCUAGCCUCUGUUGCUUGGGAAGCAGGGAGACUUUCAACAUCCAUCAUCCCUAUUGCCAGCAACACGGAGCACAACCUCCUUUGCUCUGGUGAGUCCUAGUCUACUACCAAACCUGGAGACGCAGGGGCCUGCUCACCAGUGCCGUCUCCCAGUACAUUCCCGAUGGCCUUGACAAGUGGUGUGCUACCUGGCCCUCCAGAGAAUGUAGUCCUCUGCUGGGUCUUCUGGCUUCCUGUGAUAUAUGUAUCCACUCUGGAAGCCUGCCCUGAGACUUUUCUUCCUGGGUCUGCCAGGCGAAUUGGGGUGUUUCAGUGUUUCUCAGUUCAGGCUAUCCCUUUCUCCAGGCUUUUUUUAUGAGCCAUCAUCACAGCAAGUCUGCAACACCCCCUGGAGUGUUAAAUCCCUUAAGCAUUUUAUGGAUUCUGAAUUGAUUAUUUAGAACUAAUUGGUGAAAUUGGCCCCAGACUUUAAACACCGUGAAGGCAGGCAUUCUGUGUAUCUUGUUCAUGGUUGUGGCCCAACACAGAGAACAGGCAUUACCAUGAGGAGGGGGCUUAUAAACAUUUAUUGAAUGAACUUUUUUUUAUUAGGUUGAAAGGAAGGUCUUCCAACUGAGGUAUAAUUCCCAGCAAGAAAUACUGAGAUGCUAGAAGCCAUAUGUCCUAAGCUGAGGGUUUAAUGCCAAUGAAAGACUGUUUGGAUUCCUACAACGUAUAAUGUAAGCCAAAAUUGACACUAGGAGGAAGGUUCAUGGGAAAAAAAAUAGGGGUGAGAAUGGAAUUCUCUCUACAUAUCUGUAUCCCACUUAACCUGCCACAAAGCAGGGAGUUAGGAAAUGAUGAAGCUAUAACAUAAAUCUUAUCAUUUCUAGACCAAUAAUAAAAGCCAAUAUUUAUUGAUCACUUAUAACCAUGUGCCAUAUUAAAUUUUUGUAUGCAUGAUCUAAUUUAACCCGCAAGAAUAUGACCAUUAUUACAGCUUUUCUUAUAUACAAAAUAACAAAGACUUAAAGAAGUGAUUAAAUCCCAGGUUUUCCUCUGUGAACUGGAGAGCCAGGGUCAAACCCAUAUCUUGACUCCUAAGGUGUACUCCCAAACUUGGAAGAUUACUGUCUUCGUUAAGUUCCCCCUACAGCAAAACAGGAGACAGAAAUUUGAAUGCAAUUACAUUAGUUAGAGAUGAUCUUACGAAAGCAGGUGAGGAAGGAAGAAAUUGAGACAGGGAAGGAAGGAGAGCCAGUGAAGGAUGCAUCAUUGAGUAGAUUGUGGGGACCUGCUCAUUCCUGCUGUGAACCAUCUGAGAGUGUAGAGAGCACACCUCAGCAGUUUCCUCUGAGAGGCAAGGAAGCUAGCUAGGUAUUUGCCCGUUCAGUCCAUUCCCUCAUUGGUUGGGAGCACUCCAGCCUACUCCUGGUGCAGCACCAUCACACUCCCAUGACCAGGAAACACCUUCAGGCAGAGACCAGGAAGAACUUAGAUUCUAGUGAGGCUGUCACAUUCGCACCUGUUACGACACAGUUUAAAGGCAUCAUUAGAGAAACACCAUCCACUGGUGGAGAACUGCAGUGGUCCUCGACCCAGAGUGAUUUUGUUUCCAGGGGAUGUUCGGUAAUGUCAAGGUAUUUUUUAUUACACCUGAGGGGCUGCUAUUAUCUCAUUCGUAAAGGUCAGGGAUGCUGUUAAACAGCUUACAGUGCACAGGACAGUCCCUCACAACAAAAACUAAAUGGUCCAAGACGUUAAUAGUGCCGACAUUAGAAACCCUGGCCUAGGGUGUCCGCAUGGGGCACUCACAGGACUUUUUCAGGGAAUGUAGAUGAGACCCAACAAUGAUAUUUGUAGCAAAUAGCUCAUUUACAAGUGAUAUUCCAGGCUAGAAGAAAAACUAAUAGUAGCUGUUUCUUGUCUAACUCUGAAUAAGUAUAAAAUAUGCAGUAUGCAGAGUAGGCCAUUAUUCUUCCUAAACAAGGUCCAUUAGAGAAAAGGGCAAAUGGCGAUCUAUAUGAUUUUGCUGUCUGGUUCUAACUGGAACAGGAGUUUUGAGUUCCAAAAUGCAGAUGCUGUGAAGUGACCUUGCUUGAGUCAGUAGAAGGUGAUUCCACUGGCACCCUGGGCAUAGGUGAGAAAGAGAUGGAGUGUAAAAAGGGCUCAGAGAGCUUUGGCUUUAGUGAGUCAUCGAAGCAGAAAAUGUACUGUGGUUGUAUUUUCAUGAACUUUUCAAACUCUGAAAAGAAUCCAUUUUUAAAAUUUUGCUUUAGGAAAUGGUUGGGAAGGAGUGCUUUUCAACAAAGGAAAAUUGCCUUUUAUGCUAAAUAACAGCGUCUUAGCUUGAAAAUAAUCUCUUUUUUUUUUGAGGCAGGGUCUCACUAUGUUGCCCAGACUAGAGUGUAGUGGCUAUUCACAGGCACGAUCCCACUACUGAUCAGCGCAGUUUUGACCUGCUCCAUUUCCAGCCUGGGCUGGUUCACCCCUCCUUAGGUAACCUGGUGGUCCCCUGCUCGUGGGAGGUCACCAUAUUGAUGCCAAACUUUGUGCGAACACCUGAUCAGCAUAGCACACUACGGCCCAGAACUCCUGGGCUCAAGCAAUCCUCCAGCCUCGGCCUCCCGAGUAGCUGGGACUACAGGCACGCGCCACCACACUGGGCAAAAAUAACCACUUAUUUCCUAUUGAUUUGGCUGAUAGUGCAUACUGCCUUGAGGAUGUUAUCACCUGUGUGCUCACAGGGAAAUCCAAACAAACGAUGGUGGCCACACUGCUGAGGUUGUGGCAGUAACCACCAGAAUCUUUUGUUUAAAACAAAAUCAUUGCCUGGGCUAUGUGUUUGUUAUGUAUGAAAGAUAUUCCAGAUCUGAGCUGGACAUGUUCAGAAAACAAGAAGUUUAUUCUUGUAAAAAGCACCUGAAAAUAAAUUUCAUUAUGGAUUUUAAAUGCUGGAUCAAGGACUAUGGUGAAGAUUUAUAAAAGGGGCAUUAUAACCUCUGAUGGACCCAGUGAUAGGAGACUUGGUUUUUUGUUUGUUUGUUUGUUUGUUUCCCAUGAUGCUUCAUCUCUGCAGAGUUCAAACUUCUAAUCCUUAAAACACCCUCCAAAGAGAAUAUGCCUACAAUAGUAGGUAGAAUAGACCAUGAAUGCCCAUUACAAAUGUCCUCCAUUGAUAGCAUGCUGGGCCACUGCUGGGGGUGGGUGUUUCCCAGGCUCUGGCUCAUUAGCAGUCAUGCUCCCACUGUGCGUGUGUGUGUGUGUGAGAGAGAGAGAGAGAUGAGUCUCAUUCUGUUUCCCAGGCUAGAGUGCAGUGGAACAAUCUCAGCUCACUGCAACCUCAGUCUCCUGAGUUCAAGUGAUUUUCUUGCCUCAGCCUCCCGAGUGGCUGGGAUUACAGGUAUGUACCACCAUGCCUGGCUAAUUUUGGUAUUUUCAGUAGAGGCUGGAUUUCACCUUGCGAGGCUGGUCUCAAACUCUUAACCUCAAGUGAUCUGCCCGCCUUGGCCUCCAAAAGUGCUGGGAUUAUAGACAUAAGCCACUGCACCUGGCCUUGCCUUCACCUUAAUCACAAAAAUAAUAUGUCAUGUGGAGACCAGGAAGGUAGAGAAAAAGAGAGUGCUAGGUAAAUGGUGGAGGUUGCAACUGAAAAUAGGGUCGUUAGGGGAAGGCCUUCCUGAGAAAAUGAUAUUUUAACAAAAACCCAUAUGAGUAAGAUUGAAAACCAUGGAAUCACCUGGAGAAAAAGCAUGUCCAGCAAAGGAAAUAGCACAGAGGCCUUGAGAUAAAAGGCUGAAUGCCUGAGGAGUAGCAAGGAGGCCAGUAUGGCUGGAGCCAAAUGUAUAAGAUGGAGAGAAGUGGGAAAUGAAGUCAGAGAGAAGGGGUAGAGUAGGGAUGGAUUGUGUAAACCUUCUUAGCACAUCAGUAAAGAUACUGGCUUUUACUCUAAGAUAAGAACUUACUCGAAGGCUUUGAGCAUGGGUGGCAUGAUCGGACUUAACAUUUUUAGAGGAUUACUCUACUGUAGCUGUGACAUGGAGAAUAAGCUAGGAGGGCAAAGAGGAAGCAAGAAGGUCGAUUAGGAUGCUACUGCAAUAAACCAGGAGAGAAAUGAUUGACUUGGACAAGGGUAGUAACCGUGAAUGUGGGCAGAAGGUAUCAGACUGAUAUAUUUUGAAGGUCAAGCCAGCAGUACUUGCUAGCCAGCUGAUUUGCUGAUGAUAAAACUUUUUUAUCAAAACAGCAAGAAUAUGUAUUUGCCAUUUUUACUGAGGUAGAAAAGCCUAGGGGAGAAGCAGUUUGCAAAGGGAGAUCAGGGGUUUGUUUUGGGACAUGUUACAUUUGAUUUAGGGUAUUUUAAAGACUCGUAUUGGACAUCCACAUGGAGAUUUUAAUGGGCACUGGACAUAUGAAUUUGGAGAUAAGAGAUGAUGUACAGCCUGCAGAUUGACUAUAAAAAUCAUCAGUUUGCUCAUGGGAUUUAAAUCCCUGAGGCUGCAUUAAAGCAGCAUGCAUUUCCGGUUUUAGUGGGAACAGACUGAGCCAUGAAGUAGAGCUGUGUCUGUUGGUGUAUGGAGAAAUCUCCCCGUGAAUCAAGCCUCAGAAGCCCUGCUCCACCAUCUGUGAAAACAUUGCCAGUAACCCCUAGAGAAGUAUCCAGAAGAACUGCUCAUAUUAAAGGAACUGGGUGUGAGCAAAACUGUAUAUAUGGCUCUGGUAAAUUUCCAAGACAUACAAUAUAAGAUCAAAGAGGAAAUAAUGAUCUGGAAUUAUGCAAGCGACCAAGAAUUCAUGAGUCAGGAGUGUGUUAAAAAAGCAUUGUAGAGAUAUAGAAAAUCAUCCAGGGGCUGGGUGUGGUGGCUCACGCCUAUAAUCCCAGCACUUUGGGAGGCCGAGGCGGGUGGAUCACGAGAUCAAAAGAUCAAGACCAUCCUGGUCAACAUGGUGAAACCUGUCUCUACUAAAAAUACAAAAAAUUAGCUGGGCAUGGUGGUGCGUGCCUGUAGUCCCAGCUAUUCGGGAGGCUGAAGCAGGAGAAUUGCUUGAACCCAGGAGGCGGAGGUUGCGGUGAGCCAAGAUCGUGCCAUUGCACUCCAGUCUGGGUAACAACAGUGAAAUUUUGUCUCAAAAAAAAGAGAUCGAGACCAUUCUGGCCAACAUGGUUAAACCCCAUCUUUACUAAAAAUACAAAAAUUAUGGCACGUGCCUAUAGUUCCCAGCUACUCAGGGGGCUGAGGCAGGAGAAUCACUUGAAUCAGGGAAGUUGGAUGCUGCAGUGAGCCGAGAUACACCACUGCACUCCAGCCUGGGAAAGAGCGAGACUCUCUCUCAAAAAGAAAAAAAGAUAAUCAUCCAGAAUGAGCAGUAUAAUUAAGAAGAGAGAGAAAAUAUGGUCACAGGACCUCAUCAGACCUUCGUUGAUUUGCUCAGAAGACAGGAAAAAAGAAACUGAAGGAAAGCUGCCACCAACUUUCCCCCCUCCACUGUGCCUAAAUGGGGAAAGAAGAAGAUGUAAACAACAGAGCAGGGUUCAGGUAGGGUGACUAGUCCUCACUGGUUCCCAGGACUGAGGGGUUUUCUGGGACACAGGACUUUCAGUGCUGAAAUCAGGGCAGUCCUGGGCAAACCAAGAUAGUUGGCUGCCCUGGCUUCAGGCCAGAAGGAAGGCUUCCUGGAACUGAACAAUUUGGCAGUGAAAGAGAAAACAACUUAUUUACUAUUUAAUUUGAGUCUGAUAGAUAAAAUUAAAAUCUGUAAGUGAUGAUUUCCCACCCUGAGUGCUCACAUGCUUAACCCUUUAAUUUCUGGAAGGAUUUCAGAAUCCCUCUUAGCAAGUAGUGAUUUCUGAUAGGACCGUUCAGUACCCUCCCUAUGGUCUGGAGGGUUUGGAGGGGAAAUGUAAGAUCAAAAGGAGUGGAUAUGACACACAAAGGGUAUCACAAUGACUCAGGACAGGCCGCAGUAGUCUUUUGAGGCCAAAGGACCAUCUCGCAGACAAGCAGGGCCAGGUCCUGGAGGUCUCUAUUGAGAACCUUAUGGGGAUGUUUUCUGUGGCCACAUGCGGGAAACUGAAGUGCCAGGGCCUCCCUGUCUACACGCUGCCAUUGUAAACAGUCUGUGCACCUUAACAUAUGUUGAUCUUGCUCUCUGCUGAGCCGCUGUGUGAGCGCUUGCCUCUGUCUGGAAUUUAGUUUCUAUCCAAGCAGUGCACACAUGCGUACGCACGUGUACACACACACGCUCCAGAGCUCAGCCAAGACAUCAUUUGUGGUACUUUUCCAGUGGUCACCUAAGCUCGCUCUUGAAUUUUAGGAGGCUUGUCACAAUGUGGUGUCAUUGCCUCUACUGGCCUGUCUUCCCCCAAUCAGUUAGGGCAGCAGUUAGGUUUUGUUCACCUUUAAGUCCCACAAUAUAAUCCACUGCUGGGUACAGGGUAAAGGUGCAAUAAUCCUUUGGAUGACAGAUAGGAAAUCCUACUUUUGUUAGAUAGUCUUUGCUACAUAUAUAAUCACUUUUUCCAAACAACUGUUAGUUCCUGGGUAUGAGUCAAAUCCAUAACAUAUCGUGUUAUUUAGAUUGAGGAUCUUUAAUAGAGAGCAAGGAACUAAGAGAAAGAUAAGGUACUGAGCACAAUCACUGAAUAUGACAGGUUCUGCUCUGGUCUAUUUUUCUUUUUGUUUUUCUUUUCUUUCUCUCUUCAUUUUUUUUUUUAAGAGACAGUCUCUCUCUGUUGCCCUGGCUGGAGUGCAGUGGCACAAUCAUGGUUCACUACAGCCUCGAAUAUCUGGACUCAAGUGAUUCUUCCACCUUGGCCUCCCAAAGUACAGGGAUUACAGGCUUGCACCACCGCACCCAGCUAUCCUUUUUCUUUUCAAGCAAUAAUUUUAAUUCCUUCCCUUUACCUCCCAGUUUCUGUCCUUAAACUCUCACAUCCUCUAGGGCUUGGCUAUAAAAGUUAAUGAGGUGGCAGUUGCAAACAUUAGCAAGACCCUUUUGGCAGUUCACCAAAAGCCAGAGAGCCCAUCUUGAAAAGAACAUCAUCACCCCUGCCGUCGUGAGUGGUAAAGCCCGACUCAGGAACACAAAGCAAAGGACAGCAUAGCUCACACAGGAACUUUUGCCACUUUUGUAUUUUAUUGUGGAACUGAGUUUUGUUUUGUUUUGUUUUUUUUCCUUUACAUCAAAUAUCCUCAAUGGAAGAGGGGAUAUUGCACACAAAUAUCAUAAAAGCACUACAUAUUACUUUCACUGGAAACUAAUUUUCUACAUUAGAUAUGACUGGAUAGGAUAGAAGUGAUGCAGGAUUAUAAGACAUAAUACCAUACACAGCUGCAGACUGACACAAACACCAUUCAGAACAAGAGAGAGGAGUGUGAAGUGCUUCUCGGCCGGGCUCAAGACCACUUCUUCCCAGUGCUGGAAAGAGGCUGCAUGCAGUGCAGGAAAAGCAUGUCUCUGAACUGCCACAGGGUGUUCUCGUAAGGGCAGCCCGGUCUCGAUGCCACUUCUCCGUGGCUCCCAUUUUGGGGAGCUCCAAACAAGUGCAGAGAAGCUGCUUAUUUUUUCCCUUCCUUUUCAGUUUUUGAUGCUGCCUUUAAAAAUUAACUUCAUGAAGUCACAGAUUUUUUUAACAGUAAAUAGUUUGAAUACCAGGUGAAUAACCUAAUUGCUUUCAAAGAAAUGCUCAUCCCUAGGCUGCUUUUGGUGUAUUGUUCAGUUGGUUAAAAGAUAAAAGCUUAACAGUUCCUUUCAAAUGGAAACAGGAUCUUUUCUUCUAAAUCCGAAGCGCAAAAAAAAAAAAGUUAUUAUCCUAACUCACAAUAUCAUUACUGAGCAGGAACCUCCUGUGACAGGUGACUACAAGAGAGGCAAGAAAAGCAAUUUCAAAAUUGUAGCAGCUCCUAAGAGCUGAAAUUUGGUAACAGAGGGAAAAUGAAAGGUGGUAAGAUUUCCAUUAGCAAAUGAUUAAAUCUUAAUUAAAUGAGUAUUUGGAAAGCUCCUAGACUGUACGCUAUUGGAGACACUUAAAACAUUCAUAUACACUGGGGAACCAUUCACUAUGAUAUGCAACAUUAAGAAAAAAAUUUUUUUGAACUCCAUGGAAAAUGGUGUUUAAGGGGGGAAGGGGAAGUUAGUCAUUGUAUCCAGUCCCACCACAAGACUGAGAAAGCAUGCACAGGGCUUGGGGUUUUGAGAAAGGGGACAGAAUUGGUUAAAAUUGAAAAUGGAGGAUCAUCUCUAACAUUUAGUCUCUGUAGAAUUUUAUUUAAGAAUAUUACCAAAAAGGUCAUGAUCAUGAGUGCUAUCUUGAUAGAAUCUCAUCAUUUAAACAGAGUAUAAACUCCUUCCACUCAAAUCUUCAAUCUAUACAACUGGAUUAAGUAAUCAGUAUGAACAAAGCUCCUAGAAGUCUGUGUCGAUCUUUUGCUCUCACCAUGAAGGUGCAUUGUGAUGGCUGUAACCAAACUAAUCGUGUAUUUAUGGAACUAGCAAAAUUAGGUUAGUCACACAGGCAGGAAAGGUGUCUGGAAGGACAGGAGCAAGCUGUAAUGCAAAUAUUGGUUUUCUUGGUAUACUCAGGCUCUGUGGUUAUCAGUGAGAACAAUGGAUGGAGAAAGGUACUGAUAGAUUUCAUAGGAAAAAGAGCCAGCUGACUAGUGACAGUUUUUAUAUAUUUUUUCCCAUUAAAUCCCAUAGCAAAAAAAAAAAAAAAAAAAAA
Messenger RNA from Callithrix jacchus (white-tufted-ear marmoset), 14806 nucleotides. RefSeq names its product mitochondrial ribosomal protein S27 (gene MRPS27). Gene Ontology annotation, cellular component: mitochondrion. The record is from RefSeq and is a predicted model, not a curated record. Lineage: Eukaryota; Metazoa; Chordata; Mammalia; Primates; Cebidae. Gene Ontology annotation, molecular function: protein binding.